Molecule: messenger RNA, 1594 nt
Organism: Aedes aegypti (yellow fever mosquito)
Lineage: Eukaryota; Metazoa; Arthropoda; Insecta; Diptera; Culicidae
Product: chymotrypsinogen B
Exons: 2
Coding region: 253-1542 (429 amino acids)
Biological process (GO): proteolysis
Molecular function (GO): serine-type endopeptidase activity
Source: RefSeq, a predicted model, not a curated record
GAAGUUGGUCAAAAAUCGAACUUCGCACGUUGAUUCAUCCAUUUGAGUCGCAAAGCAGUAUACUAUGACCCAACGCCGACCAAAAAUAAUGAAGUUUAAUUAUUCGAUCUUGAUAUAACACAGUUCUUGUUAUUUUUACCUAUGUGCUACAAAAAAAAUUUCUUCGUGCAACAAUUAGCGGAAGAAAAACGUAAUCUUGCUUGUGAAAUGCUACACUGAUUCGAUUCACCGACAUCAGUUCGCAAGUAGAAGAUGAACGCUUCAUUGGCUUUUUGCACCGCUCUUAUCGGACUUUUGAUUCUUAACGACGCCAACAUUUGGUGCUUCCAGUGUGGAAUAAGGCAAUACAAAACUCGUUCUCUAAUCACCAAUGCGUACAACGUCCAGCCUGGAGAUUACCCGUGGCAUACGGCUAUCUACCAGGUAGUUCCCAUUCGUCAAUACAUCUGUGGUGGUACUUUAGUAGGACAAAGUGUCAUCAUUACUUCGGCACAUUGCGUUACAGUACAAGGACAAAGCGAAGCUCGAGACAUCGAUGAACUUGUGAUAAAAGUUGGAAAACAUUUGCUGAAUGUCAAAUCAGAAUUUGAACUCGAGAGAGAAUUGAGUUCAAUAAUAGUUCAUAGUGAAUUUAGCUCUGAUAAACAUGACAAUGAUAUUGCAUUGAUGAUCACCAAAGAGCCUCUUGAAUAUGGGAAGUUCGUACAACCAGCAUGUCUACCAACAUUUUCACUCACUAGAGAUAAUGCUGUUGGCAAUAUUGUUGGUUGGGGUUUCACCAACAAAAAGUCAAUAUCAAAUGUUUUGAAAGCGGCAAACGCGCCUAUUGUAUCCAGAGCUUUAUGUGUCAAAAGUAAUCCAUCGGUAUUUUCAUCUACUCUCACCAAUGAGAUGUUCUGUGCUGGCUACCGGAACGGAACCAAUGCAUGUAAUGGCGACAGUGGUGGUGGAUUUUUCAGAUUUGUUGAAGGAAAUUGGUAUCUGGUGGGUAUCACAUCAUUUACAGCAGCAAAGCAACAGAAUGAAAAUCUUUGCAGUUCAACUGACUAUACGGCGUUCAUUGAUGUUGUGAAAUAUAAAAGAUGGAUCGAGGAAAAUUCUGUUUCCUCGUUUGGAUCACCAUGCUUACAUCAGCCAACAAUAUUUAUGAAACAAUAUUCUGUACAUAACAACAUACACGUAACGUUUAUGGAAGCAUGGAGACUGUGUCAAGCCAUUGGUCAACGCUUAGCUACUAUUACAUCUGAGGAGGAUAGCCGACUCGUAGAGGAAGCCAUUGCGAAAUCAACUAACACGAAUGGUCCGUGGUAUAUCGGUGGCACCGAUUGGGGAAAUGAAGGACACUUUGUUUGGAUAUCUACCAAUACGCCUGUCGGACACGAGACAGGAUACAUCAACUUUUCCUCCGGACAACCAGACAAUUACAGAGAAAAUGAACACUGUCUCGAGGUCGGUCGUUGGGGUGGUGUAAAAUGGAAUGAUGUACAUUGCCAUGCAAGAUCACGCUACAUUUGUGAAACUGUCAGUCCACACUGGUCGUAAAAAUAUAUUACUCAAUAAAAAUAAUAAAUCAUUAGUUUGUUUAUAACUUCAA